AAACAAAUUGAAAAAAAAAAAAAAUGAAAAACAGGUGUUGAUCAUGAACAAUAUUUGAGUACUACUACUAGCAAACAAUACAAGGAAAGCAACAAAAAACCAAACCUUUUAAAAUUUACGUCUCAAUUCUCCCGUUACAUGUCCAUAUACAAAUACAAUAAUAGUAUUGUGGGCAUGCAUAUAUCAGCCACUUGCUAAAAUUAUCAGAAUUUAGGUGUAACAAAGGUAAGCCCUCAUUGCCAUGCAUUUUGAAAAAUGGCCAAAUUAUAAAAAUUAUGUGUCACUCUUUCAUCUUUCUCAUUUUUCCUAUAAAUUCACCUCUUCAACACAUACAUUCUCCAUUCGCCACAAAUUCAAUAUCCUCCCUCCAAAAAAAACAAGCAAAAAAAAAAAAAGUAAAAAAUGGCUAAGUCUACUACUACAUUGUUUCUUCUUAGUUGUUCAAUAGCACUAGUGUUGUUGAAUGGGUGCAUGGGCCAAGGAAGGAUGCGAGAGAUGCAAGGCAAUGAGUGCCAAAUUGACCGGCUUACCGCCCUCGAACCGACGAACCGGAUUCAGGCUGAGGGUGGAUUGACUGAGGUGUGGGACACCCAAGACCAGCAGUUCCAAUGCUCCGGUGUGUCUGUUAUUAGACGUACCAUUGAGCCUAAUGGUCUUCUUUUGCCUUCUUUCACUAGUGGCCCUGAGCUCAUUUACAUUGAGCAAGGGAAUGGAAUAAGUGGGCUAAUGAUCCCGGGAUGCCCCGAGACAUUUGAAUCAAUGUCACAAGAAUCAUGGAGAGAGGGUAUGGAGCGAGGAAUGAGGGGCGGUCGCUUCCAAGACCAACACCAGAAGAUCAGGCACCUCCGUCAAGGCCACAUUUUCGCAAUGCCGGCUGGAGUUGCUCACUGGGCUUACAACACCGGAAAUGAGCCUCUUGUUGCUGUUAUCCUCAUUGACACCUCUAACCAUGCUAACCAACUUGACAAGGAUUAUCCCAAGAGAUUCUACCUAGCUGGUAAACCCCAACAAGAGCACAGUCGCCACCAGCACAGAGGUGGAGAAUCCCAGAGGGGUGAACGCGGCAGCGGCGGCAACGUAUUCAGUGGGCUAGGCACCAAGACCAUAGCUCAAUCCUUCGGAGUUAGUGAGGACAUAGCCGAGAAGCUCCAAGCCGAGCAAGACGAGAGAGGCAACAUAGUCUUAGUGCAAGAGGGUCUUCAUGUGAUCAAGCCCCCAAGCAGCAGGUCAUAUGAUGAUGAGAGGGAACAACGCCGCCAUCGUAGCCCAAGGUCUAACGGCUUGGAAGAGACCAUAUGCUCGGCUCGUCUUAGUGAGAACAUCGACGAACCCUCUAAGGCCGAUGUUUACUCCCCGGAAGCUGGUAGACUUACUACCCUUAACAGCUUCAACCUCCCCAUCCUCAGCAACCUCCGCUUGAGUGCUGAGAAGGGUGUCCUUUACAGGAACGCGAUCAUGGCACCACACUACAACCUAAACGCCCACAGCAUAAUCUACGGUGUACGAGGAAGAGGACGUAUCCAAAUCGUGAACGCACAAGGAAACUCGGUGUUCGACGACGAGCUAAGACAAGGACAACUAGUGGUAGUCCCACAGAACUUCGCAGUGGUGAAGCAAGCCGGUGAGGAAGGGUUCGAGUGGAUCGCCUUCAAGACAUGUGAGAACGCUUUGUUCCAAACCCUAGCAGGCCGAACAUCCGCCAUCCGUGCCAUGCCCUUAGAAGUGAUCUCAAACAUCUACCAGAUCUCCCGUGAACAGGCGUACCGCCUCAAGUUUAGCCGGUCCGAAACCACCCUCUUCCGCCCCGAGAACCAAGGGCGCCAAAGGAGGGAUUUGGCUGCUUAAGUUGGAAAAAACAACAAUGUAGUAUGCAUGGCAUAAUGGUCACAUUAUAUAUCAUGUAAUGUGAAGGAUUUUUAGGUUGUUUUUUUAAAUAAUUAGGAUGGAUAACAAAAUAAAAGGUAGUCCUUUAGAAGGUCCCUUGUUUUGAAGGUGUACGUUUAGUUGAGAGGAUUGGAGCUGUUAUGUAUAAACUUGUCAAUGGUCAAAUGCAAAGUUCCAACAACACUAAAAUGGUUUCUAAUAAAUUUUCAUUUACUUUCC
Chenopodium quinoa (quinoa) is the source of this 2103-nucleotide messenger RNA. Its product is annotated as legumin A-like. Bases 403 to 1845 code for a protein of 480 amino acids. The transcript is spliced from 4 exons. The record is from RefSeq and is a predicted model, not a curated record. Gene Ontology annotation, molecular function: nutrient reservoir activity. Lineage: Eukaryota; Viridiplantae; Streptophyta; Magnoliopsida; Caryophyllales; Amaranthaceae.